CAUUCUGUUGUGGUUUACCGGGAAAUGAAACUUAUGGUUAAGUCGGAGAACAGGUUUCGUCUUGCUAGUCGGCUACCCCUUAUCCUAUAAAUUGAAGUGAAACGCCGUCUUGAAUAGAAUUAGUUGACUGCUCAAGGUAAGAUAACGAGAGACCGAUUUCACUCAUAAAAAUGCCGACAUUAACAGGCAUAUUGUAUGGGCCUAUCAUGAUCUUCUGCCUGUUAUGCAGUGAGCUUGAAUCAAGGAGUCUGGAUUGGCUGGAUGGUGGACGACGGCAAGUACAGGAGGGCGAUGUUCGUCUGGUGGGUGGGAGAUGGCCAUCAGAGGGGCGGGUGGAGGUAUUCCACGCUGGUAGCUGGGGGACGGUGUGUGAUGAUGGCUGGGGGACGGAGGAGGCGCAGGUGGUGUGCACCCAGUUGGGUUUCCGUGGUGCCCUUUCUGCAGAACCAGGAGGGAAGUUCGGACAAGGUUCUGGAAAAAUAUGGCUGGAUGAUCUAGGAUGCAAAGGCAGCGAGAAGUCCCUGAGUAGCUGUGCCUUUAAAGGCUGGGGAGUGACUGACUGCUCCCAUACAGAGGAUGCUGGUGUGGUGUGUGAUGUUGAUCCAGCUUAUAACAACACAAAGAGCUACCCUCUGGAUCACAGCAUUGAGCUCUCUGGCCAGCUGGGGGAGCUGUUUGACAGUGGCAAGGGUUGUGAUUUCACCCUCACAUUCUCCUACCCUCCGGAAGAUUCCCUUGAAGUGGAGACGUUUGAGGCCCCUGCUAGCAACACAAAGGAGAGUAUCUGUGUGCACAGCCUGGUUCUCUCUCUCUUCCCAAAAUUUGCCACCAACAAAUCAAUCUAUGAAAUGGACAUCAGCUUGAACUGCCAACCUUUCAUCAGGAACUUCAUACGGUACCUCUACACACGCAGUAUCACAGUCACCUCCUCCUCCAUGCAGUGUCUUCAUCAGCUGGCUUCUGAGUUUGGCGCAGAGCGUCUGAUGGAGGACAUCGGACGUCUCUUUGUGCCCCUGCUGCCUGAAGAUUCCUCCUUCCGCACGCAGGUGGCGCUGUGCAGGUACGCCGGGCGGUCCGGUGAUGACCUGCUCCGUGAGAAUGUCUUGGGCUACCUGGGCUGGAAUGUGGAGCCGCUGGUGGCCUCAGCCCAGUGGGUGAGCCUUCCAGAGGAGCUCCUGAAGGGUCUGCUGGUCCGCACAGACCUGGUGCUGCCAGACGAGGCCUGGCUGCUGGGUGCACUGGAUGCCUGGAUGCUGGCACAAGGUGAGGAGGUGAACCCUGAGCAGCAGGCAGCUCUGCUGGGUCACGUGCGUUUCCCCAUGAUGACCCCAGUGCAGCUGUAUGAGCUGCCCUUCACCUCCCGCCUCUACAGCAGCCACAAAGAGCUGUUCCACUCUGCCAUUCUACUAGGGUUCCAGUUCCACGCACUGAACUUCUCUGCUCUGACUGGGCAUGUGGAUGGACAGAGUCAGCAGUUCCAGCCCAGGAUUUACACUGUCAAUCCCUGGAGCGAUCUCACAAGCUUGUCCAGGAGAUAUGACGGAUAUAAUUCUUAUAACCAAUAUGGCAGACAAAAUUCUUAUGGGCAAAAGGCAUUCGACACCCCUGUACCGAUCACAUCCACUUAUUCAUCUAGAUCUAUUCCAUGGGUUGCUGAUGUCUUUUCAACUGAUCAGAGUUGCCUCAACUACGGCUAUAAGUGCAAAACAUUUUCUGGCCGCCUUCAAAAGAGGGAGAAUGCGAGAAGCUUCCAGUUCAGCAACCGACUGCUGUUAGCCUGUAGAGGAAGAUAUGUCUUCCGUGUGCAAGAAUUCAAGAACAAUGAGGCUAGGAUCUCAAACAACAUUUCCAUCCCGUGUCCAGAUGAUCUUACCUACCUAUUCGUUGUCCGUCCUCAGUAUGUCUGAGGUGACUGCCCCAUCAUCACAGACAGUGUUCCCAUGAUUCCCCCUGUCUGGAGCUGAAUGUAUCUCAUUAAAGUUUCUAUUCAUGGUCAGAUGACACAACAAUGUGUUAUUUUAAAAUCAUUCAAAUGGAAAUUUAAUUUACCGAAUCAUUCUGAUUAAUCAUUUUUGUAUUAGAGAAAAUCUUCCUUUGAUGUUGAUUGUUAUGCACACUGAUGAAUAAAAAAGUAUACCCUCUGA
This is a messenger RNA of Clupea harengus (Atlantic herring), 2144 nucleotides long. RefSeq names its product galectin-3-binding protein A-like. Gene Ontology annotation, cellular component: membrane. NCBI's taxonomy places the organism in Eukaryota, Metazoa, Chordata, Actinopteri, Clupeiformes, Clupeidae. The record is from RefSeq and is a predicted model, not a curated record.